AUGAGCAACACCCUGCAAUUCUACGGGCUACCUCAAGAGAAUCCAAACACGCAUAUUUCUAGAUUUCUCAGAAACUGUCAGAACUUUCAUGCUCCGGGAGUCAAUGAAGAUGCUAUUAAACUACGACUAUUCCCAUUUACAUUGAGAGAUGCUGCAUUGGAGUGGUUAGAUGCUGAGCCUCACGCUAGCAUUACUAUAUGGGAAGAACUAGUCAGGAAGUUCUGUAAUAAAUUUUUCCCACCAGCCAGAGUGGCUAAAAUCAGAUUGGAAAUUCAAACUUUUCCACAGAAAGAGGGAGAAAGCUAUCACGAGGCAUGGAAUAGAUUUAAUGAGCUGAUGAGAAAAUGUCCAAACCAUGGAAUUACACAAGGAAACCAAGUGCAGUACUUCUAUAUCGGACUUACACGACUGUCAAAAUCUCAAGUUGAUGCCUCUACUGGUGGAUCAAUCAUAGGGAAAUCAGUGCAACAAACCAUGGACCUAUUUGAGUUAAUUGCCACCACACAUUCAAUGUUCUCAUCAGAAAGAGUGGUACCACCAAAGGCAGCAAGAAUGUGUGAAUUAGACAGCACAACAUCUACCAAUGCACAGAUAGCAGCUUUAACAAAACAGGUAGAGUUACUUGUAAAAUUGCAAACACAUGGAGCAAAUGCAAUGAUGACCAGUUCAAGGAGAAAUCACGCUACAGAGAGCUGCAUGAUGCUCACAUCUUCAGAGGAACAAGUAAACUCUAUUCAAAAUAACUCUCAUAAUUUCAACUCAUAUGGCAACAAUUUCCAGCAAGAAAGAAGACCAAGUUUGGGGAAGAUGUUUCAACAAUAUGUGCAGAAGACGGACAAGGUGUUCCAGCAAAUUGACACGAACUUGCAAAAUCAACAGGCAUCCAUCAAGAAACUGGAGACACAAAUUGGUCAGAUAGCACAACAACUUGCAGAACGUCCACAAGGGACAUUGCCGGGCAAUACAAUGAUAAAUCCUAAGGAACAGUUGAUGGCAAUUAAAGUAGUGGAGAAUGAUCCACCCAGGGCCCCCGUAAAAGUUAAAGCAUAUGUACCUCUACUUUCGUUUUUCCAAAGACUUCGAAAGAAGUCGAUGGAGCAAAAUAUUCAUGUCAUAAAUACAAAGAACGAGGUACAAUCACCAGAGAUCACUACAGAGAGACCCAAAAGAAAAGAUGACCAAGAAGUGAUUGAUGAAGCUACAAGGGUAGGAAAAUCUGCACCAAAUGCAACUGAAAAUAGAGAAGGUACAGAAACAUCAGCUGCCAAAGCACCAAGUCUAAACAAAGCUUACAUGCCUCCCAUUGCCUUUCCUCAAAAGCUCAAGAAGAAUAAACAAGACACAAACUAUGAAAAAUUUCUCGAUGUUCUCAAGAAGCUUCAGAUCAAUGUUCCGUUCAUAGAUGCGAUACUACAAAUUCCAAGCUAUAAGAAAUUUUUGACAGAGAUGUUGACAAAGAAAAGAAAGCUUCCGGAGUUUGAAACCGUGGCACUAACUGAGGAAAGUAGUGCAAGAGUCCAGAGAAAAUUGCCUCCUAAAUUGAAGGAUCCAGGGAGUUUUACUUUACCAGUUUCAAUUGGAAAUUCCUAUUCAUCUAAUGCAUUGUGUGACACUGGUGCUAGUAUCAAUCUAAUGUCAUAUUCUUCUUAUAGGAAAUUGGGACUAGGUGAAGUCAACUCAACAUCAAUAACGCUACAACUCGCUGAUAGAACAAUCACAAGGCCACGUGGCAAAGUUGAGGAUGUACUCAUCAAAGUAGGAAAUUUAAUAUUUCCUGUGGAUUUCAUUGUAUUGGACAUACCAGAAGAUCGAGACAUUCCAAUUAUAUUGGGUCGACCAUUCUUAGCAACGGGACGAACUCUUAUUGACAUGGAGAAGGGAGAACUAAUCUUGAGAGUGGAGGACAAGCAGGAGAUAUUCAAUAUUUACAUCCAAUAUGAGAAACCUCCCAAUAAAAAUGAUUGCUAUAGAAUUGAUGAAGAAGAGCCACCUGAUCAACGAAGCUUUAAGUUUGGGGGAAUGACAUCAUUUGCUUAUAUUGUUGAGUUUCUCGAAUGCUUAUAUAACCUUGCCGAACUGGUGAUGGGGUCGUGUUGCGGAAAACAUAAAAAGGAGUCAACAUCGUCAACUCCUGAAAUUCAAGCAAGUUCGGCGGAGCAAGAGGAGAGGGAAGAAACUGAAGCAAGUUCGGCGGAGCAAGAGGUGAGGGAAGAAACUGAAGCAAGUCCGGCGGAGCAAGAGGUGAGGGAAGAAACGGAAGAGUUGCCAGAAGAAAUAUUGAUUACGAUUCCAAUGAUAGGGUUGCCCGAAGAAGAAGAGUUGACUGAUACAGGGUUGAGAGUGGCAGACUUGAUUAAUAGGCCAGAACAUGAGGGAAAUUCAGUUUCACUUCCAGAUGUCUCGAUAAUGUGCAAAGAUAUGUUAGAAUCAGCGUUUUUAUUCAUGAUGCCAACAAUUUUUAUCUUUUCUUAUUCGCACCUCGAGAUCAGGUUAGAUUAG
Messenger RNA from Olea europaea var. sylvestris, 2499 nucleotides. RefSeq lists its product as uncharacterized. NCBI's taxonomy places the organism in Eukaryota, Viridiplantae, Streptophyta, Magnoliopsida, Lamiales, Oleaceae. The record is from RefSeq and is a predicted model, not a curated record. The transcript has 4 exons. The coding region runs from base 1 to 2499 and encodes 832 amino acids.